GUUACAUGCGCCCUCUUGAUCCUUACAGUUACCCAAACAAUGUUUUUGCAAUUCUCUGUAAAUAGUAUAGCGAUGCCUUAGUGCUUUAAAAUACCAAAUGUUUGUUAGAAACAAGCAAUGUAAAUCGUCUCACAAGAUGAUGAUACGCCUAAAUAAUUUUUUGUAUGUUUUUAAUUUACGCCAGGGCACAAUACUUAUUGCCGUCCAUCAAAUUGCACUGUCAUCUUUCGUGCUGAUAAUAUUGUUAGUAGGUAUAUCUCAUGUUGGUGAAAUGCUGUCAAUGCUCCACAACGAUAUGGAAGACGAUGCCGAGAGACGGGGAUUCUAUGAAAUUGCAUACGGAGAACAUUUAACUUUUCACGAGGGCGACGUAGUGAGCACCAAUAAUCAGCUUAGAUUCGCUAAAGCACAGCACCUAGCUUCAGUGACUGUUAUUUUUCUUUACACAAGCACUAUAUUGACUUCAAUAUAUCUCAUGUGCUGCAUCUCCCUCCUGCACGGAGCUGUUAAGUAUCAGAGGGAAUAUAUUCUGCCGUGGAUAAUGGCUGCCUGCGUGGCCGUUAUACUACUAGUUGUGGCUAUAAUCAUAGGAGAUGGCUAUCCUUGUAUCAUUAACCUGUUCGGAGGACAUAAUCUAUAUCAUUUUGGAUGCGCCCUAUUCGUCCUGACAUUCAUCUAUGCUAUAUGCGCGGUUAGUAGCUUUGCCCUAGAGACAGGUAGAGGCCGUCAAAGCUGCGCUGACGAGCGAGGUGAAAGACUGUUGUUACUCGACCACGCAGCACACUCCAGCCUGCUGUCCGCUGCUCAACUUAACAAGCUUUCUACCACUAGAACACACUUUGUGUAAACAAAAUGCAGUUUUAAAUAACAUAUUCUGCUUUGUAUCGCGCAACGCAACAAAAGUUUAAAAAGCUUUGUACACACUUAUUGUGUGAGCCAAUCGCAAUUCCAAAUUUAGAACUUUCGUUUGCCUGAGCAAUUCCUUAAGAAUAAUUUAUUUUCAAAUUAAGAUCCAAUAUGAUUUGCAUUGCAACACAAUUCAAUAUAUUUUUUUAAAUCAUCAUAAUAAGAACGGUCAAUUCAAAUAUGUAGUUUUUAAUUAAUAUUUUAAUAGAAUAUUUUCGCGCAGAAAGUUAACUUAGGUUGUGUAUAUGCACAAAUAUUUUCAAGUAGUGUUAGAGAGCAACCCUCUAGAUUUAACACUUGUAAAGGUAAAAAUGUGGGCUUAAUUAUUAAUUUUAUACUUUAUGCUCUAUUUAUAUUUUGUGAUUAUCGUUUAUACUCUGUACUAUUUACGUCCAUAGAGCGCCAUCAGCAGAUACAGUUGUAUCCUACAAUAAUUACUUGUGAUAUUUUUUAUUGACAAAAACGUUUUGAAAAAAUUAUUUCGAUUAAUUAAAAAUAAAAAUAUUGGUAUGAUGUUUUAAAUAUUUUAUUGAUAAUAAAAUGGAUGUACAACUGUUCAAAUUGCCUCAAAUGCUAUGUAUAUUUAAGAAUACAUUGAUUAAUUUUA
Danaus plexippus (monarch butterfly) is the source of this 1513-nucleotide messenger RNA. RefSeq lists its product as uncharacterized. NCBI's taxonomy places the organism in Eukaryota, Metazoa, Arthropoda, Insecta, Lepidoptera, Nymphalidae. The transcript has 4 exons. Bases 98 to 847 code for a protein of 249 amino acids. The record is from RefSeq and is a predicted model, not a curated record.